AAUGGCUGUAUGCGAAAGAGCUGAUAAUCAAGUAAAUAAGCAUGUGGACAGUGUGGAAGCUAUCUUUGAUGUGCAAUCAUAUUCUUGAAGGCGGGCGUAUGAAUUCAUUAAAUAUUUUAAAUAUUUUUUAAAUAGAUUGGUACAGAAUUGAGAAAUGGAUUCUACCUUAAAUAUUGAGGAGAAAGGAAUUGAUACACAAAAUGGAAGCCAAAAAGUUAACGCUGAUGUGAUUAAAAUUAAUCCCCAAGAUAACCUCAAUGGAAAACAAAUGGAAUCUAACAUUGACAGUUGUUUGGAUAAAUCCGUCACUCCAGAUAAUGAAAAUGAUGACGAUCUAGAAAUUGAAGGAAGCGAUACUGAAGACUGCAAUCCAGAAGACAAAAAUUCAACAGAUUUAGGAGAGAUCCCAGCUACCCUAAUUGAUAAGCCGUGUUUAGAUAUUGGCUCAUCAGAUGCGGAGAGAACUCUUAAGAUGGAAUACUUAGAAUCCAAUGACCCCAUUAUUAUAGAUUCAUCUAUUAAGACGGACCCAUCUAUAUCUGUGGAAAAUUUGCACACCGUUUCUGAGAAUAAUUUAGAGCUCAAUCUACUGCCAUCUACUGGCAAUACUAGCAAUACUAUUAGUGAAAACUCGUCGAUUGCGGAAAAGUCAUCAGCCGCACAAGAUGGAUCGAACAUUCUAAAUAAAGGCGAAGAAGAUAAUAGGACCAAAGUUUCUGUAUCACAGGACAGCACUAAAUCUUCUGCGGAAAAAAAUGUCGAUCUGAUUGAUCCCAGUGCAUCUGAUUUGACGUCCGAAAACACUAAAGCAGACGUUUCGAUAAAUGAAUCUAGUGCUAUUGAACCUAAAAACAGCGUUGUAUCGACACAUAAGCCUAAUGUCGAUGAACAAACAACAGCCAGUGCAUCUGAUUUGACGUCCGAAAACACUAAAGCAGACGUUUCAAUAAAUGAAUCUAGUGCUAUUGAACCUACAAUCAUUACAUCUAAUUCGACGAUCGAAAACACUAAAAACAGCGUUGUAUCGACACAUAAGCAUAGUGCUAUUGAACCUACAAUCAUUACAUCUAAUUCGACGAUCGAAAACACUAAAAACAGCGUUGUAUCGACACAUAAGCCUAAUGUCAAUGAACAAACAACACCCAGUGCAUCUGAUUUGACGUCCGAAAACACUAAAGCAGACGUUUCAAUAAAUGAAUCUCAAAACGAUUUUAAUAACCAAAUUCUGGACAUUAUAUCGGAUAUAGAUAUAAAUAUAAAAGCACAGGAAAAAAUAACGCAGCUGAAGGAGCAAGAACUGAAACUCAUUCAGAAACAGAACGAUUUGGCAAAUGAAAUCCAUAAGCAGCAGAUCCUAGCUAAACAGCUCAGUGCACAAAAUCAGCGUAUACAAAAGGAUUGUAAAAGAGAAGAGCUUGACUUACAAAGCCAAUAUGAAAAUGAGCGCGGUGGAUCCACCUCGACACUGUAUCAGAAAAAUACCACCAGUAACGAAUCCACUAAUGUGUCGAAGACGGUCGAUUUGCGAAAAAUAUUUACACCUGCGACCGACGCUGCUGAAAUAUUACCGAAAAAUCGAAAGCUAUAUGCCUCGUCUGCAUUUUAUUCUCCAACACUACACCCUACAGUGGAAGACCAAGUCGAGCUAGCAAGAAGAAUUUCACAUUCAUUAAGCGAUAUCAGUAACCAAACUUCUAAGGGUCAGUCAAUGUAUGUCAAUCGCAAAAAACGCUCAGACAAUUGGGUUCAUGAAGGUAGAUCUCAAGGGAAUGAUGCUAUAAAUCCAUAUAAAGAAAAUUCUGAAACAAAUUCCACAAUGGAACUUACAAAGCUGGAAAAAAUACCGCUAAAGCUUAUAAUGAACCCAAAUGGAAGAGUGCGUGAUUAUAAUUCGCUAAAAGAAUUGAUUAACGUUGACGCUGGCCUUUUAUCGCCUGACAAUUGCGCUGAACUAAUAACUGCACUUCAGCUUCAUCAAGGACGAGGUGCCGAACUUUUUGCGAAGCGCCGCAGAAAAGCUGAUAAUUGGAUAGUCGAUGAAUCCCAUUCAGGGACUCAAUAUCAUCCAUCUGGUAUUCCAGAUUUCCUGCAGUAUCAUCAAAGGCCAGUUGUAAGCCCAAACAUUUUGCCGGCGUAUUCUGAUGCUGGGAAGCAUCGCGUCCAAUUGAAUAUUCAUCAAAAUCAGCUAAUUGAGAGGUAUUCAAAACCAGGACUGCAGGUCGUUCAGUCUCCUUGGAAAGCAGCUUUGCAAACUGGUUCAGCGAGCUCAGCGUUUCUAGAGGAUUCUAAGGGGCAAUGUUUGGCACCUCCUGCCUUAUCACCAAUUCCGUAUUCCCAAACUUGUUUUAAGGACUCGACGGACGCUAUCGAGCCGGUUGGUUCUCCGAGACACCAUGCAAAUGCCAUUGCUUCUUCACCACGAUCAGUCAAUGUACCUUCGAAUCCACAGAGGGAUCUUGCUUAUACACCAUGCGUUGCGCAGGGCUGGGGAGGCCGAAAUGUGGAACUACCGAAAGGCUUAUACGUUCCGAAAGAAAUAUCUCUCUCUUGCUAUGCAGCACCUUCACAACAGUGCGAAGGGCACGCGAAACAUUUUGAGCGGUCAUACGACGACACUUCUUCGUACACGUUACCAAGGACCAACUUUUCUGCUAAUAAAAAUUCCUUUGGAAACACUGGUAUAGGACAAUUUCCUUCAUCAAAGCCACUGACAACUGGAUUUAAUACUGGAACCCCACAGCAGCAGCCUACCUUACAGCCAAGCUAUAAAAAAAUUGUACCUGGGCUCGAAAAAGUUGCGUCUGGGGUCAACUUCAACCAGGAAUUUUUACCCACUGAAAAUUUGGCUAGGUAUGAACAACCUGAUAAGAGAAGCUUGACAAGUGGAAGUCCACAGUACCUAAAUGCACUGCAAAACUCUCAAGUACGCAAUUCAACGCCAAUACCUUUUGAACCUUCUUUGAAUGAACAGACUUCCUGGCCUCCGAAAGGCAUACUAAAGGGAACCUCACUCUCUCCGCUGCCGAACCACGUUCAAACCUUUAACACAUAUGCCAGGGGUUGGGGAUCCAUACCAGUCAAGCAACAGUCCCAUUCAAAUCAAUACACCCCACCAUUAGCUGGAAACCUACCGUACUCCGAUUUUUAGGUGUUGUUUUAUCAACUAAGCAACUAAGCGAUUUGCGACAUAUACCAAUUACUUAAACGAUUAUAAAAAAUAUAUUUAAUGUGUUUGUUUAUUUGUCUUUUAAAAUUAUAAUGGUACUACAUCGAAAAAUAUAUGCAAUUGUUUCACCUGCCA
Molecule: messenger RNA, 3301 nt
Organism: Drosophila erecta
Lineage: Eukaryota; Metazoa; Arthropoda; Insecta; Diptera; Drosophilidae
Exons: 17
Coding region: 155-3148 (997 amino acids)
Biological process (GO): positive regulation of actin filament bundle assembly
Cellular component (GO): Z disc; actin cytoskeleton; nucleus
Molecular function (GO): actin binding
Source: RefSeq, a predicted model, not a curated record